Drosophila grimshawi is the source of this 1176-nucleotide messenger RNA. RefSeq names its product probable tRNA N6-adenosine threonylcarbamoyltransferase (gene Tcs3). Bases 68 to 1111 code for a protein of 347 amino acids. Gene Ontology annotation, cellular component: cytoplasm; EKC/KEOPS complex. The record is from RefSeq and is a predicted model, not a curated record. Gene Ontology annotation, biological process: tRNA threonylcarbamoyladenosine modification. The transcript has 3 exons. Lineage: Eukaryota; Metazoa; Arthropoda; Insecta; Diptera; Drosophilidae.
GUUAUCGAUAGCAUUUGUUAUUGUAUCGGGCGGGUGAAGAAGAAUUUGGGAAGCACAAUAAACAAUUAUGGUUUGCGCUCUGGGAAUUGAGGGCAGCGCCAAUAAAAUUGGCAUUGGCAUCGUCAACGAUGGCAAGGUGCUGGCAAAUGUGAGACGCACAUAUAUAACACCACCCGGUGAAGGUUUUCUGCCCAAGGAAACGGCAAAACAUCAUCGCGAGGUGAUCUUGGCGCUUGUGCAGGCAAGUCUGAAGGAGGCGCAACUGCAGCCCGCCGAUCUGGAUGUCAUCUGCUACACAAAAGGACCUGGCAUGGCGCCGCCUCUGCUGGUUGGCGCGAUUGUGGCCAGAACGUUGUCCCUGCUGUGGCAGAAGCCGCUGCUGGGUGUCAAUCAUUGCAUUGGUCACAUUGAGAUGGGGCGACUGAUAACCGGUGCCCAGAAUCCAAUUGUGCUGUAUGUGAGUGGCGGUAACACUCAAGUUAUUGCCUACUCCAAUAAACGCUAUCGCAUCUUUGGGGAAACCAUCGAUAUUGCUGUGGGCAACUGUCUGGAUCGUUUUGCGCGCAUCAUCAAGCUGUCCAAUGAUCCCAGUCCGGGCUACAACAUCGAGCAGUUGGCUAAGGAGGGCAAACAGUACAUAAAGCUGCCAUAUGUUGUCAAAGGAAUGGAUGUCAGCUUCUCGGGCAUUUUAUCACACAUUGAGGAACUGGCUGAGCCGGAAAAGCGGCGAAAUAAACGCAAGAAGCCACAGGAUGAGCCAGAGCCCGAGUAUAGCCAGGCAGAUCUAUGUUACUCACUGCAGGAGACCAUCUUUGCCAUGCUCGUCGAGAUCACAGAACGUGCCAUGGCCCACUGUGAAUCCAAUGAGGUGCUCAUUGUAGGCGGCGUUGGCUGCAACGAGCGCUUGCAGCAGAUGAUGGGCAUCAUGUGCGAGGAGCGCAACGGCAAACUGUUUGCCAUCGACGAACGUUACUGCAUCGAUAAUGGUCUGAUGAUAGCCCAUGCGGGCGCCGAGAUGUUUAAAACGGGCACCAAAAUGCCAUUCGAGGAUUCAUUUGUGACACAACGAUAUCGCACCGACGAGGUGCUGGUGAACUGGCGAGAAGAUUAGAGACCGCUUACAGUAUGCUCGCUUCUUUAUUAAAGACUACCCUCAACAAUUGAGUUUGUAAAUAA